Molecule: messenger RNA, 1179 nt
Organism: Arabis nemorensis
Lineage: Eukaryota; Viridiplantae; Streptophyta; Magnoliopsida; Brassicales; Brassicaceae
Source: the annotation of a GenBank genome assembly
AUGGCCGCUACAUCUAACUCCGGCGAAGAUCCGACUCUCUCUUCUUACCACCGAUCUCCUUUCCGUUUCGAACUACUCGACUCUCUACCUCCUGAUCCGCUCUACUCUUCCACCACUCCUUCUUCCACAAAUCGACCUUUCUCCGUCUCUGACCAGCUUCCGUUACGCCCCAAUGCACAAUCUCCUAAUAUCCCACCUCACUGGGACGACUCUUACACUCUAAUUACCCAGAAAGUUCAGAAGAGUAGAAAGAAUCAUCGUAUCCAGCUUGGAUCCGUUCCUCAUAUGUCUGGAGAAACCAAAGAAAUGCCUAAAUUUAUAGUGAAGCAAGAGUUUCCUCAAGAUGUUAAACGUGUGGGGAACAAGUCAAUGGUUACUAAACAGUCAAAGGCUGGAUUUAGAAAAGAAGCACACACUGGUGUCCCGAAUGGUGGUAAUAAUUGCCGUUAUGACAGUUCUCUAGGGUUAUUGACAAAGAAAUUCGUCAGGUUAAUCCAAGAAGCUGAGGAUGGAACACUUGAUCUUAACCGUUGUGCAGAUGUUUUGGAGGUGCAAAAAAGAAGGAUAUAUGAUAUUACAAAUGUACUUGAAGGAAUUGGGUUGAUAGAGAAAACUACAAAGAACCAUAUCCGCUGGAAGGGUGCUGAAAAUCUUGGACAGAUAGACCUGGGAGAUCAAAUCUCAAGGCUUAAGUCAGAGGUGGAAAGUUUGCAAUCUGAGGAAAGCAGAUUGGAUGAUCUUAUAAGGGAAAGACAAGAAGCUCUCAGAUCCUUGGAGGAAGAUGAAAAUUGUCGAAGGUACAUGUAUAUGACCGAAGAAGAUAUAACGAGCCUCCCACACUUUCAGAACCAGACACUACUGGCAAUUAAAGCUCCUACAGCUAGUUACAUUGAAGUUCCAGAUCCUGAUGAGGUGAUGAGUUUUCCGCAAAGACAAUACAGGAUGGUGAUUAGGAGUAGAAUGGGGCCGAUUGAUGUGUACCUUUUAAGCAAAUACAAAGGAGACAGUGCGGAAACAAGUGACCGGUCGGGUCAUGAGUCAGAUCAAAAUGCAGCAUUUGGAGUAGACACUCCUUCCUUGAAAAUAGUAACUUCAGAUACUGAUUUAAAAGCAGAUUACUGGUUCGAGUCAGAUGCAGAGGUGAGCCUCACAGAUUUAUGGAGCAACUUAAGUUAUUGA